AUGGCAAUAUCAGGGGAUAACCGUGCGCCGAGCCCAUUCCUAUCGAUCACGCCCAUGGCAUGGAACACCAUCGCCCAGUUCAAGCUGCUCCUCACCCGCCUUCUCCCGUUCUCAGUAGCACACCCGAUAACGGGCUUGGCGGAUCGGUACUUGAUACCCGGACACACCGGCUCCUGGGAUCGAACGGGUUUAGGGACGUUCCUAGAUGAUCUACGAGGCGGCGGCGGCGGCGGCGCCGGGUACGGGAGGAACUUUGCGAUUGUGCUGUUUGCGAUCCUGGUAAACCAUGUCCGGCGCGUGUUGUUCCCUUCCACUGCGGUCGGCGGGUACGCGGGUCCGAUUGGUAUGCUUAAGCUCGCCGCUGGGAGUCCCGAGUUAUUCCUCCUGGAGGAAUUCGAGAUGGGGUUUCCCGGGAGGAACUGGGGGUAUCGGAGUGGCGCUCUGGCCAAGAUCGCGUGGGAUUGGGUCGGGAUAUUUGCGGGGGAAACGUUGAAUGGCGGUGUGGCGAAACUUGAUGCGCGAAACAGAUGGAAAGAUGCUGCUCGCGGGGAUGGUGUCCGCCCUGCUGCCGGACGGCCGGUGAAAGCCACGCAGGAAGAUUGGGGGAGAGAGGCGGACGGCGAGAGGAUUGAGAGGAAGAUAAGCACCGUUGCUGCCGUGGUCGUGGUGGUUUGGUAUCUUGGUGCGGCGGAGUACAUCCACGCACGGAUCGCGCACGUGGUCUCUGUCGGGAUUGCGUAUUGGAAGAUGGCGAGCGGCGGGGACGUGUAUAGGGAUGCUUUAUGGAGGGCUUUUGUCCCGGGCGGUUCGCUUCCUCGCGGUGCCGGGUUCGUUGAGGUUAUCGAGGCUUUUGUUACGGGGUUUUGGAAGAAUGGUGAUAAGUUCCGGAUCAUCUUUUUCCAUUUCGAGCUGUGGGUUUAUCUUGUAUAUGCGAUAUAUCCGCUUCUACGGCUCGCUCUGCUCAGGGCGGUGGGAUUCGGGCAGACGAGAGGGAGGGGUGGAGUGAGGUGGCUUGGGCCGAGUCCUGGACUGGCCGGGGUGCUUGCCGGGUGGGUUUGGUUAACGGGAUACGUGGCGAAGUACUCGAACAAGUAUUAUAUCGGGUUGCAGGUGAGUGAGGCGUUGCUUGUUGGGUGGUGGGCUUUUGCGGCGGUGGUUGGGGUUGUGGUUGUGGUUGUUCGGGAUAGGAUUCGGAAGAUGAGGAGUCGGGUUGAGGGGGCGAGGCGUUAG
This is a messenger RNA of Colletotrichum truncatum, 1230 nucleotides long. RefSeq lists its product as uncharacterized. The record is from RefSeq and is a predicted model, not a curated record. Lineage: Eukaryota; Fungi; Ascomycota; Sordariomycetes; Glomerellales; Glomerellaceae.